AACAGGAGCGGGGGGGAUGUAAAGGCAGCGUUGCAAGGAUCAUGAUACCUGUAGAGCACUUGUGAGCGGUGCCCCGCUUACAAACGACUGCUUCGCACUUUUGUGUCGGUUUCUGCUCCCCUUUUGCUGUUUCCCCGGAAUGAAAAGGACUUGUGAAAGAAAGGCAGCAAAGGACCCCGGCUCCGUAAAGGAAGCUGUGCAAUCCCACUUCUGAGAGGUGAGGUACGAUUCUGAAAACUAGUCCUUGCUCUCUUCGUCUUCAGUAGUUCCGAAUGCCUGGUCGGGCUUAUCUCUCUGUGUAUCCCUCCUCCAGCGACUGUCAUCACUGUGACAUGCUGCUUUCGAAAGCCUCUGUCAGCCGUCGAAUGGCUCAUUCUGGCUCUUAGCUGUGGAUGAGGUGGGGACAUGCUGGCCAGCAUGGAGAGAUGAGUGAAACUGUGUUGGUGAUUUUGAUCACUGUGCCGGCGGCAGUGGAAGUAAGCCCAGGGCACCUGGAUGCAUUCCUGCUAGAAGGGAGAUGGAGAUAUUUACCCAUGGAGAAGAGUCUGGUUAACCUUGACAGGAACAUGGUUGGAUGGCUUCUCAACACCUCAGUGGCUUCUUUUUAAUUCAACAAAGUCCCAAAAGUGAGAGCUUUGUCUGCAAAGGAGAACUGGCUAAGAUGUGUAACAUCUAGUGGCGCCUGAAGAGGAACCCUCGGGAGCUGGUUUCGUUGAUCGUCGCCAACCAGCACCGUGGCCGACUCUCACUUGUCUGGCUCCAUGGGAAGCUACAACAUCAGCUCUCCCGCCGCCAGUGCUUGGAACAUCACUGGCAGCGGCCCGUGGUUGCUUGCCUUCAUGCUGACUGCCAUCAUCCUCAUGACGGUCUGUGGCAACAUGUUGCUCAUCGCUGUGGUGUUCGCCCAUCGCUCUUUGCGUUGCACCUCAAACUGCUUCCUGGUGUCCCUGUUCCUAUCUGACCUGAUGGUGGCAGUGGUGGUCAUGCCGCCGGCCAUGCUCAACGUCCUGUGCGGGGCCUGGGUGCUGUGGCCGGCCUUUUGCCCCAUUUGGCUCUGCUUCGACGUCAUGUGCUGCAGCGCGUCCAUCCUCAACCUGUGCGUGAUCAGCCUGGACCGCUACCUCUUCAUUAUCUCGCCGCUGCGCUACAAGCAGAGGAUGACCCCGCCCCGGGCAUUGCUCCUGGUGGGAGCUGCUUGGGGCUUGGCGGCGUUGGCCUCCUUCCUGCCCAUCGAGAUGAAGUGGCACAGCUUGGGACACGGGAGUGUACACGCGUCGGCCCCGGGGGUCAGCGGUGGCAACAUCAGCUCUUACUCUGACACGCUGUACCCAGCAUCCUACUUUCAGCUGUCACCAUCAGGGGGGCUUUCCUUCCAGUGCCGCCUGCAGGUCACCCUGCCCUUUGCCCUGGUGGCGUCCGUGGUCACGUUCUUUCUGCCCUCCAGUGCCAUUUGCUUCACUUACUGUCGGAUCCUCCUGGCGGCGCGGAGGCAGGCUAAGAGGGUCGCGGCAAUGAGCAACCCGCCACACCCGCACCCCUCUUUAGGCGAGCCUUCCAGGCCUCCUUCACCUGGGGUCGCAGCGGGGCAAGUUCACCAGGACGGAGAUGACUGCAGUCACCAGGAACCUCCCGUGUCACAGAAUGUACCGCCGUCAGUGAACAGCGAGCGUCGUCUGGCUCACAGGCAGGGUCGGAGGGCACUGAAGGCCAGUCUGACUUUGGGAGUCCUCUUGGGACUCUUCUUCAGCGCUUGGCUGCCCUUUUUCAUCACCAACAUGGCCCAGGCGGUGUGUGAGUGCGUCCCCCUGGCGCUCUUCGACGCCAUCACCUGGCUGGGCUACUGCAACAGCACCAUGAACCCCAUCAUCUACCCGCUGUUCAUGCGGGACUUCAAGCGGGCACUGGGGAGGCUCCUGCCCUGCUGCUCCUCGAAGUCGCCCAGGAGACCCUCGCCGGCGCUCUCGCUCUCCCUCCGCAACUCCGGGGAGCCGAACGCCGCCAGCAGCCCCGCCUCCCCACUGGCCUCCGACCCCACGCACCCUCCCGCCACCGCCACCGACGCGGUCAACCUGCUGGACGCCGAGCACGCCGGCGUCGAGCUGCCUCUGCUUCUGCCCAAUCAGGUCGACACUCUGGAUUGAGUAGCAUUUAUGGAAACGCCCCAUGUGUUGUUGUUCCAGGUUUUGUGGUGUGGAAGUGAUUGAAGACAUGUAUUGUCACAGAAAAAAAAAAUGUCUAUGGACAGAAAUUCAGGAAGCUGCACCCUUGUUCUACCUUGAAUUGUGUGUUUCUCUCCAAUCAUGAAUUAUUAUGAGUUAUUGAUACCAAAACAAAAGCCAGGGACUCUUGAAGAUCAUCAGUGCCAGUAUUCAAUGUAAUGACAACCUUGAAACUAUGUGGUAAGCAGCGCUUUACAUUGGCAUGGGUGGAACAGAGAAAGACACAUUCAGUGAAUCCCCCCCCCCCCCCCAUGGAGUUUAAAUUGCAGUAAUAAUAGCCAUAGCAACCAGGCCAACGGAUGAAGAUGAGAAGGGCGAGAGGAACAGAGAUAUCACCUGCAAAACACAAGUAACAUGUACAUCUCAAAGUGACUUUAAAAAAAUGACACUAUUCACAGUUUAUAAAAAAAAAAAAGUACUUAAUUUAAAAAAAAUUCUAUUAAAUUAAUACAUUCGUCUAAAAACAUUUUGUGGUUCGUCAAAGCAGUUCAUUCAGGGGAUUUUCACUCUCGGCUGUGAGUGUGCACCGGCUCUUCAGCCGUCUCUGCCGUGUCAGUGGUCAGUGUGUUGAGAACGGAACGGAAAUGUUCUCCAACAAAAGCUUUGAUGCUGGAAAAAAAAGAAAACUUGAGAAGACAAGCUUUUUUUUUUUUUUUACAGGGAAGCAGCCGGUCCCAGUGACAUGCUCUUUACAAGUCUGGCUGCCUUUGUUUGUGUGUGUGCUCUGUGGUCCAGUGUGUAUCGUCCCAGCUCCACGAUGCGUGUUCACUAUCAGGCUCGGCGUCCUCCGCGCUGCCGAGCGGGGCGUCGGGAGCAGACGCUGUGUCGUCAUCGCUUGCCUUCUCCUCAGAAGUCCGUGGCGAAGUGUUCCUGUCCGACUCCGCAUCAUGUAACGAGUCCAGCAGGUGCGAAAUAUCAGGGAUGUCCCAGCCAUCACCCGCCUCCUCCGUCUCCGCCGACUCUCUCACGUCUCCAUUUUCCCCCGCCUCAGCCUCCUCCGCUCGCCGUCGUGUCUCAGUCGCUUCUUGCUCGCUGGGCGUCUUGUCAGCAACGUCCAGCGUCCCUGGAAGCACAAAGGAGGCCCCUGGGAGCACAAAGGAGGUCCCUGGAAGCACAAAGGAGGCCCCUGGAAGCACAAAGGAGGCCCCUGGGACUUCCUUGGUGGGAACUCCUACUGCCACCAAGAUGGUGUCCAUCUGGCGCAUGUAGUCCAAGUGACCUUUCACCUGGGAGACAGAAGCAUGGGUUUUACUGUUGCCGACUAAAAAAAGGACACACGUUGCUUUGUAAGUGACGGCGUCUGAUUUCAGUUUUCUUAUUCCCUCACAUCACAUGGCCUGUCAUAUAGCGUACGGUGCUUCUGACAUGUCUCGUAUCUUUUUACCUCUCUUUUUUAAAAUGUUCCCCUUAAACCUCUCAAAUACUUCACCUAGUUUUUUUCUUCUUAUAUUCUAAUUUUAUUUAAGCAAUACCACUGCCUCUUUUAAAUAAAAUGAUGUAUUUCAUAAUUAUGCAUCGAUUAGUCAAGGACCACCUUGUAUCAUACUUGUGUAUCUGAGGCCACUGCUGCAGGUGCUUUUUCUCCUCGAGAGGCGAAAACCUUGAGGUGUUGAAUGAGCUUCAGCUCACAUGCACUUGGAAAGCUAUUCAUUAAGGGGUCUUUAGCGGGGGCCUGAUGUAAAUGUGAGCUCUGACUCACCACGGAGGAGAGAUCCACAUUGAUUAGACGCCGAUCCUGGAUGUUGAUAGGCUGUAGCCCGGCGACAGACAGUUGUGCAGCUGAGCUUCGGUACAAGAACCCCAGGAGCCAGUCCCCUCUGAUCAGUGGACAGUUCGAGAGAGUAAAUCACUCGUGAGAUGCUUAAAUCACAAUUCCUGCUGUCCAGGCGGUAGUUUCAGCGGCUAAACCAUGAGUACACCGAAACUAUGAAAGUCACUGCAAGCUUUUACUGUAAAAGAAUAAAUAAAAACGUGGCCGUUUCAGAUUACCUGCAGUAGCCGUUGACUAUUUUUCCAGCCACUACCCUGGUCAUUCUCUCCCAGGCCUUCUCAGAGCCGUCCACAGGGGCCCCCAAGAGGACUACAUCCUCUACUACUCCUUCACUUCCUGGGGAAUCACAACAACACAGGACUCAAUUGGUUUGUCUGUGUAAAAUUAUUCUAUUACACAAGGCAUAAACGCUUUUAAAUGGAUAUUAUUUAGGGCCGUCAUCAAAACAAUUCUACUUAUCAGAUGAGUGUGGCUUUUAAAAGCCGUGACUCCUCACAAAGACCAUGGACAGUCGGUCAUAAAACUCUAAAAGGUCUUCGUACCUUGGUCGUUGGCGAGCUCCUGUAGACAGUAGUAGAUCACUCUGGCCCCGAGACUGAACCCUAUGAGGCUGACGGGACGCUUCCCCUUCAAACACACGGAGAAAGAGAAGAGAUGCACCAUUCUGGAGCCUAACGUAGGCUCACCAUUCUGUCUGAGCGAGAGCUCAUAUUUCAGCAUUUCAUUCAAAGUCUCGUUCUAAAUCGACAAAUCGAACAGAAACAUCACGGUUCCAGUCGAGCUGAUGCAGUUAAUAAUGUGUUUUUACAGAAUGUGUAGAACAAACCCUGACACGACACUGUGGUACACUACAGUAAGGGAGGGUGAAUAGGGUCAACUGUAUUUUACUAACAGAUGUCAAAAUGGAACUUCCCCUGUUGAUUUCUGACAUUAAGACAUUUAUGUUUUGUAUAAUACAUUUACUGAAAUUGUAUGUUUAAAUAUGAUAAAUAUGG
Anarrhichthys ocellatus (wolf-eel) is the source of this 4985-nucleotide messenger RNA. RefSeq names its product 5-hydroxytryptamine (serotonin) receptor 6 (gene htr6). The record is from RefSeq and is a predicted model, not a curated record. Lineage: Eukaryota; Metazoa; Chordata; Actinopteri; Perciformes; Anarhichadidae. Bases 762 to 2141 code for a protein of 459 amino acids. Gene Ontology annotation, cellular component: dendrite; plasma membrane. The transcript is spliced from 3 exons. Gene Ontology annotation, biological process: adenylate cyclase-modulating G protein-coupled receptor signaling pathway; chemical synaptic transmission; G protein-coupled receptor signaling pathway, coupled to cyclic nucleotide second messenger. Gene Ontology annotation, molecular function: G protein-coupled serotonin receptor activity; neurotransmitter receptor activity.